Molecule: messenger RNA, 2754 nt
Organism: Porites evermanni
Lineage: Eukaryota; Metazoa; Cnidaria; Anthozoa; Scleractinia; Poritidae
Source: the annotation of a GenBank genome assembly
AUGAAAAGAGACUGGAGCGAGCUCAAUUUUUGGCAGCGGUUUAUCCCAUUGCACCGUGGCAAGAUGGCGGACAAGAUGGAGGAGUUUGUCGUUGCAGGGGAAAAAUAUGGAUCGGGAAAUCUGGAGAGGAAAUAUAGGUUCUCUACGGAAAAUGGAAACUUAGAAAGGAUAGGAAGGAAGAGGGAAACUGUAGCUACUUCUGUAAAGCAAUUCUUUAAGGUAACUUUCCUUGGCAUGCAUCAGUGCUCACUGUACCAAUUUCCAGCUUUGAAAUAGGGCCACUUCCCCACCCCCCCUUCUCUUCUGAUUUUGAGAGUACUCAUUCACCCAAUUAGUUGAAUCUUUCUCUCUCAAGACUGUUAGUUGGAGUGCACAUGUUGCCCAAAGAGCCGAGUUGUUGAAAGGAUUAUAGGUGAAAAUCCAGGUUCACUUACCAUGACAGGCGGGUGGGGAUACUUUAGGAAUUUAGGGGGUGAGGGUGCGUCGUUGGGACCCUAGAUCCCUUAGCCUAUACCAGAUCUAGUUCAGCUGAAUUUUGCUACCCGCUGCUAGACCUAUAUUCCAUACAGGGGUGACAUAUUGCAUCUUUUGCAGUCUGCUUUCCUUCCACAAGGCUACCCCGAGAGUGUCAGCAAAGACUACUUAGAAUAUCAAGUAUGGGACACUAUUCAGGUAAGUUACAGUAUGAAUAGGGUCCUCAGUAGCCUUUUAGGGAUCCUGGAUUUGCCCUAUUUGAAAGUGAGGUUUGGAUUUUAAAGCAAAAAUGGGGGUAAGAUUUUCCUUAUGAAACUAUGCGUGGCAUGUGGGAUGCUGAAAAGAGCAAUCAGGAUUAUGGGAUUGAGCAAAAAUUUGAGUCACGAUGACGGAUUGAAGAACCCCAUUGGGGACCCAGUAUGAUCGAGCAGUUGCCUGCCAAGUGCAGACAGUAACCAUGACAACCCUAUCCAUAACAGGAUUACCCCGCCCCCCUCCUCCCCAGCAGUAUGUUGCACCUUAAGGCGGAGCUGAGAGAGACAAAAAGGAACAAUCUAAGGUGUUAACUAGCUGGCAGUGCUUGAACCAAGACCUUGAGAUCUGAAAUUCAAUUUUAUAACCAUUAGAUUGCCAUAAUUGUUGUGACCACUAGCAAAAUAAAUACUAAAUUAAUAAAUAAAAUAAUAAAUAAAUAAUGAUUUGGAGGUAGCACAUCCACAAAGUGGUUCUUCAUCUACCUGAUUCCUGGUCGAAUUGAAAUUUGGAAAUGUUGGUUUUUGGGGAGAGGGGAAAACUGGAGUACCCAGAGAAAAACCUCUCGGAGCAAAGGAGAGAACCAACAACUCAACCCACAUAUUUUGGGAUUUGAACCCAGGCCACAUUGGUGGGAGGCGAGUGCUCUCACCGCUGCGCCAUCCCGUGCUCCCCUUGCAAAAAUAGUUAUCAUAUAUUUAUAUGAGGAGAGAUAGACAGGGAGAAAAGAGCUUUAUACAUUGUGUAGCAAGUAUAGCAAAAUGGCUGACAUUAUAAGGAAAGCUGUAGCUGCAAUUCCAAAUGACUAAAGCAGAAAAAUGUGAAACUGCAGACCAUAAAUGUCUUGAGUUUAAAUAUGCUAAAUGGCAUGUAGCCACAAGUGUAUCCACCCACCCCUCCUGCCUUCUUAUCACUAGGCACCCUCCCAUGAUUACUGUCCAUUGAUCAGCAUUAAAUGAAGGUAGUCAUUGUUAUCUAUCACUCUAUCCAGGCAUUCUGUUCGUCAAUAACUGGAACCCUUGCAACCCAGGCCAUGUUGAAAGGGUAUGGUGUUGGAGAUGAGAAAGCCACUGCCCUGGCAGCAACUAUGACAUGGAUCCUGAGAAGUGAGUUUUUAUCAGCUAUUGCAACAACACUUUGCGAAGAAUUGCUAGCAAACAACUGAGUAUAUAAGUCACGAGUCGCCCCUGCUAGAGGCAUUGGGCCACCCCUAGUAUAGCUGGGGAAACUGCUGACCAGCAUUUCUUCGAGGUUAACUUUGCCUAAAUUACAUGUAGCCACAUUUAGAAAGUGAGAUUUUAGAAACUUAGUUCAUUACAUAUGAUAUAAUGUCUUACUUAGUAUUGAGGUGCUGGUGACCAAUAAAAGUCUUAAUGAAAUUCAGCUUUAAAAUUAAUAUAUAAAAUACCAACAGUAUUCAUAAACUUCCAACCUAUUACUUGCACAAAAAGUAUUUUAAAAUUAGUUUCCUUUGCCUUAUGAAUGUAUUGUUUUGUUUUAUAUUUAGGUGGCACUGGUAUGGUAGGAAGUAUUAUUUUUGCUUGGCUACAAGGGUAUGAACUUUUCCUAAGGUGUAGUUAAAUUGCUCUUUGUCAGAUAGUGUCAAAGGAAUAGGUCAAAUGCAAGGUGUGUGUAUUGUAAAGUCUCUGGGUGCAAUAAAUUAAGGUGCUGUUCAAGAGCCUGGAGCUAAAUGAGCUACCGGCCAUUGGACUAGUAUGUUUUAUUGCAAUUUUCCCAAUGGAGAAUUAACGCUUAAUUAAUUUGUACCUUUCCUAAAGUCAUAAAAAUAUGGGCUCCAUUUCUUCAGUUCAUCUUUUUUUGUGGGCCACAGAUAAAGUGUUACAUUGACUUUUCCCUCUGAAAUUAUUAAAAUAUGCAACACUCAGUUAAAAUGUUUAUCGCUAAUACAAGAGAAUCUAGUAAACUAUAUACAGCCUUUAAAUUUGCCUUUAAAUUUAUAAAACCUUGACACUAGCUCACUUUUUCCUCAGGAGCAAUUUAGAUUGCAAUGCAAAGAAGUGGAGGUAA